Pogoniulus pusillus (Red-fronted tinkerbird) is the source of this 11039-nucleotide messenger RNA. RefSeq names its product phosphatidylinositol glycan anchor biosynthesis class O (gene PIGO). Gene Ontology annotation, molecular function: mannose-ethanolamine phosphotransferase activity. The transcript has 11 exons. The record is from RefSeq and is a predicted model, not a curated record. Lineage: Eukaryota; Metazoa; Chordata; Aves; Piciformes; Lybiidae. The coding region runs from base 34 to 3300 and encodes 1088 amino acids. Gene Ontology annotation, cellular component: endoplasmic reticulum membrane. Gene Ontology annotation, biological process: GPI anchor biosynthetic process.
GGGCGGCUCUCGCCCGGCCGGGGCGUCCGCAGGAUGCAGCGGUGGCCGGUGCUGCUCUUCCUGGCCUGGGUCUGCGUUCUUUUUUGUGCUGGUAUUGGGCUCUUCAUGAGUGGCUUCUUGCUCACCCGAAUUGAGCUUGCCAGCAGCAGUUCCUGCUCAGACCCACUUGUACCACCACCCUGGGAGAGGCAGAGCCUCCCGCCAGGCUCCUGCUGGGCACCCCAGCGCUUUUCCAAGGCCGUGCUGGUCAUUGUUGAUGCCCUCCGUUUUGAGUUUGCCCACUUUAACCCAGACAAGGCCAGCCCCCUGCCCUAUGAGAACAAGCUGAGCUUCCUGCACCACCUCACAACCUCCCAGCCCCGCCAUGCCCGUCUGUACCGCUUCCGAGCUGAUGCUCCCACUGCCACCAUGCAGCGCAUCAAGGGCCUCACCACCGGCUCCCUGCCCACUUUCAUUGACGUGGGCAGCAACUUUGCCACCUAUGCCAUCGAGGAGGACAACCUGCUGGCACAGCUGGUGCAGAACGGAAGGCGAGUGGUCUUCAUGGGAGAUGACACUUGGGAAGGACUCUUCCCAAAGAAGUUUUUCCGCUCAUAUUUCUUCCCUUCCUUUAACGUGAAGGAUCUUCACACUGUGGAUGAUGGGAUCUUGCAACAUCUCUAUCCAACUGUGGACAGUGGCGAAUGGGACCUACUGAUUGCUCACUUCCUUGGUGUGGACCACUGUGGGCACAAACAUGGACCUGACCACCCUGAAAUGGCUAAGAAGCUCACUCAGAUGAAUGACAUGCUCAGGUCCUUGGUAAAUCACCUGGGGAAUGACACCCUUCUUCUGGUGGCUGGUGACCAUGGCAUGACAGAGACUGGAGACCACGGUGGUGACAGUGAGAAGGAAGUGAAUGCAGCACUGUUUGUGUACAGCAAAACACCUCUCUUUGGCACUGUCCCUCCAGAGGAGCCUGAGGCUGUUCCACAGGUGAACCUGGUGCCCACUGUGGCCCUGCUGUUGGGUGUGCCCAUUCCCUACAGCAGCAUUGGAGAGGUGAUGGCUGAGCUAUUCUCUGGGGACAGUGACACUGUGUCUGCAGCCUUGCAGCAGCUCUCGGUCUACCACAUCAAUGCCAAGCAGGUGGACCGCUUCUUGCACUCCUACUCACUUGUGGCUCAGGACCUGCCAGCAGAGCAGCUCCAGCAUCUGCAGGAACUCUUCUCCAGUGCUGUGGAGGAACACACUCAGCUCUUGGCCCAAGUGCAGGGGUCAGCCCUGGUGCCUCCAGAGCUGGAGUCCAGGCUGGGAAGCCUCAUUGGUCGCUUCCAGCUGUACCUCCGGGAGGCACGGGCUGUGUGCACCCAGUCCUGGGCCCGCUUCCAUCCCUUGCGUAUGGUGGGGGGCUGCACUCUUAUCGCUGCUUCCUGCUUGCUCUGCUACGUGGCCUCAGAGCUGACCACAGCGUCAGACUCUUUCUAUCGCAGCUGCCUCCUGUACCCACUACUCUGGGGCCUCGUGAUGGCUAUUCUGUUUGGGCUGGCCCAUGCCUUCAUCCAGGAGGGGCUGGAUCUCCUUCUGGUGUCAUCAUGUGCAGCUGCUGCUUCUCAGUUGGGUUUUUUCUGGCACUGGUGGGGCCAGCAACCCAGGCGAGCCCGUUUGGCAAGUAGUCAGCCACUUCUGGCCAGCGUUGGUCUGAGACAGAGGCUGCAAGCACGGCUGGGGCUGGCGUUCCCUAUGGGCAUCCUGCUCUUCCGCUGUGGAGCCAUGUUUUCAGAUAGCUUUGUGGUGGCUGAAGCCCGAGUGGCCCCGUUCCUACUGGCCUCACUUGUGAUGCUGCUAAUAGGGAAGCUGCACUGGGAUGGUCGCCUGACUCUGCCAGAAGGCCCCAAGCAGCAGUUGCUUGGCUUUUCCUCGUACCGCAGAGAGAUCUGGUACCUGCUGUGCCUCGUGGCCAUGCUCUUGGUUUGCGUGCGCACCUCCAGUUUCUUCCACCAGUGCCGUGAAGAAAUCCCUCAGUGUCGGCCCUCUCUUUUCCUCUCCCCUCUUGCCAGCCUGAGAAACACACGGGCCAAGAACCUCUUCUACCUCCUGUGCGUGGCCUUGCUGGCUGGUCUGGUCUAUGCAGUGCGGAGCUGGCUGCGACACUACGGCAACCUGAACAGCUCAGACCCCCUUGUGCUCUUUGUGCGCUGGGGUUUCCCCCUGGUGGUCCUCUGCAUUGCCUGCUACUGGGCUGUUGCCUCCAGCACUGACGACUCUCUUGGCAAGCUGCAGGAGCUGGUGCAGGUGGCAGUUGUGGCCUUUCCGUGGGCUGUCUAUGGACUAGCAUCUCUGGGGCUGCUGCUCCUGCUGUGCAAUCCCAUGACAGUGUUUGCAAAGGACACACGCGAGUCAGCAGGGUCCAUUGUCACUCCCUACCUGGGGGUUCCCAACUCUGAAGUCGACUUACUCCACGUCAUCCCUCAGAUCUACAAGAGGAUGCAGGAGUCUCAGAAGAGCCGUCUGGAGCGGGGCAGCUGCAAGGCCACUGUUGCAGCAUAUGGGCUAGGCAGUGUGUACUCAGCAGCCCUGGUCAUAGCACUCACCUUGUUGGGCUUCCUCUUGAUGCUUCUACACAGUGAGCGGCUCAGUCUUGCCUUCCUGCUCCUCUUCCUGGAGGCCUUUGUGCUGCUGCACAUCCACACGCGUGCCAGAGGCCUUGCUGGAGAUGCUGAGCCUUUUUCGGUGCCCUGGUAUGCAGUCAUCUCCUGGCUUCUUGCUGCUUCCCAGUUCUUCUAUUCCACAGGCCACCAGCCCAUCUUUCCAGCCAUCCACUGGAAUGCAGCCUUUGUGGGCUUCCACCUUGACCACAGCACGAAUGUCCUGCCUGCUGUCUUGGUGGGCGCCAACACCUUUGCGUCCCAUAUCCUCUUUGCAGUCGGCUGUCCCCUGCUCCUGCUUUGGCCCUUUGUGUGUGAGAUGCCCAGCUCACAGAGGAGGAAGCCCAAGAAGGAGCCCCGACAGGAUCUGCAGGAGGUGGAGGAACAUAUGAUGGAGAUGAGGCUGCGGGAGUCUCCAGAGAAGUUCUCUGCUGCGCUGCUGCAGCUGGGACUGAAGUACCUCUUUGUGCUUGGGACACAGCUUCUGGCCUGUGUUUGUGCAGCUAUGAUCCUCAGGAGGCAUCUCAUGGUCUGGAAGGUCUUUGCCCCAAAGUUCCUCUUUGAGUCACUGGGCUUUGUGGUGAGCAGCAUCUGCCUGCUGCUGGGGAUCUCCCUGGUGAUGCGUGUGGACUGUGCUGUCAGCACCUGGUUCAGCCAGCUUCAACUCAGGUAGCACUGGAGACAUGGGGAUCCUGACCUGCUCGUCAGCCCAGGCUAUGGUCGCCUCCUUGCCUCCAUUGGGGUAGGAGGGAUACACGAGCCACCAGCAACAAGUGCCUGCUGACAGCAGUUAGAGAUUAUCCACAGCUCCCUGUCUCGGCACUGCACAAAAAGACCGGAGCCAGCUGUUCCCCACUCGCUGCCAUGGUGUUUCUCAGUUCUGAAGGUCAGACCUUUCACUGGGUGUUUGUUGGUAGCAGGAGGACUCUGCUGCAGAAGCCAAAGAAGCUAGAGUUCUGAAGUGCUCUUCUGGAGAAACACCAACCUGUUGUCCUGCUGCUACUUUCCUGACAACUGUCCCUACUGUGCAGCUGGUCAGCUUUGGUGGCCAGAAAGUCACCACUGUGCAUGUGCAGAGACAGUGACUCACGGAAAGGGGCCUGCUGAGGAGGAGAGAGGAGGCUGGGAGGAAAGAGGAGGUUGGGGAGGAGAGGGAAGGUCCUGCAGCCACCAUUUCUCUUCGUGCAUUCAGUUUUCAUGCUGAAAUCAAAGUGCCCAUGCUUACACAUGCAGAUGGUUCCGGAGUGCCAUUGGCAGCUGCUCUUCUGUAAUGUCAGGUGGCGCUCUGUAGCAAGGCCACUCCUGUCCUCCACUCACCCCUGUUUUCCUGAUCUUCCUAGUCUUCUGAAAGGCAGUGGGGAGGACUCUGGGCUCCCUCAUACAGUCUGAAAUAGACUUAGUUUGUUGAUGUGUGUGGUAGCUGAGAGAACUGUGUCCAUGACCAAGAAACUCUCCAUUUGUGAUCUUGGCCUGUCAGUGUCCCCUCAGAUACUGGACAUAGGCUGCUGGCACAGCAGCCAAUGCUUCCAGUCUGUUCUUGAGUGCAUGCUGCUGGAUGCUGCCCUUGAUGUGAGCUGCAGUGUAUGGGAACAGCUGCUUGAAAGCCUUGAACAGGUGACAGCUCUGCUGGGAGGUGGCUUAUCUCACUGGUGUCUGUGUAUGUUCCAGGGGUUAUGUUACCUUGAAAGAACCCCAGGCGCUGCAGCCAGUGGCGUUUAUGAUCCCAUAUUUGGUGCUUAUCUCUUGCUUGACUUUGGUGUUCGGUGUAGGACUUUACACCAUGUUUGAGCUCAGUCCAAACCUUUCCAUUGGCUGCUCAAAGCCUGAAGACGUAUUUCUUUUUUUGUAGACAGAGGUAGAGGACAGUAACCAUGGUGCCUGGCCACAUCUCACCUGGUUUUGCCCUGCAGAUUUGAUGGGAACUGAUUCAUUACUGCCCUGAACCACUCUCUGUGUGGCAUUAAUUGGUGCUAUGAAAUCUUUUGUCUUUUUUCCCCCUGGAAUGGAGCAGAGAAAUGCUUGUCUGAGAUUCCUGCACUGAAUUUUGUUCUGACCCUAUUUGUUUCUUAACUUAUGUGUUAUGACUGCGUUUGAGAUCCUUGUUGCAGACUACUAGCAUAACUCCAGAGUCUUCCUAUCCUCUGCCUUGGAGAGUGUCAGGGAUACAGUCUUGUCACCUUUCACCAUUUCAUGUCUUGCCAUUAUGCCCAAGUGCCCAGUUAGUGGAAAACAGCUCUUGAGGGCAGGUGUAAUUUUAUGGUCUACCCCUGCAAAAUCAUAGAAUCAUUCGAGUUGGAAAAGACUUCUGAAAUCAAGUCCAGCCAUUAUCUAACUGCCAAGUGUCAUGCUAAACCGUGUCCCUUAGCAUCACAUUUCUGCAUCUUUUAAACACCUCCUGGGGUGGGCAUUUGACAGUGAAGAGGUUUAUUCUAAUACUCAAUCUAAACCUCUCCUGGUGUUGCAACUUGAGGCCAUUUCCUCUUGUCCUGCCAUUUGUUUCUAAGGAGAAGAGACCAACAUUCACCUUGCUACACUCAUCUUUCAGGUACUUGAAGAGAGCAAGGAGGUCUCCCCUUGGCCUCCUGUUCUCUGGACUAAAACAUCCCAAUUCCCUCAGGUGCUCCUCAUGAGACUUGCUCUCCAGACCCCUUAGUAGUUUCUCUGGAUCUGCUUCAGCAACUCAAGGUCCUUCUUGUAGUGAAAGGCCUCAAAACUGAACACAGUAUUUGAGGAGCAGCCUCAGCAGCGCUGAUCACAGGGACAGGAUCUCUUCCCUUCACCUGCUGGCCACACUGUUGCUGAUACAGGCCAGGAUGCUGUUCUUCUCCUUGGCCACCUGGGCACACUGCUCGCUUAUGAUCGGACAGCUGCCAGCCAGCACACCAGAUCCCUCUGCUGGGCAGAGUUCCAGACAUUCUGCCCCAAGCCUGAGCAGGGCAUGGGGUUGUGGUGACCCAAGUGCAGGGCCCCGUACAAGGCCUUGUUUCACCCUCUGCAGAGCAUUCCUACCUUCAGGCAGAUCAACAAUCCCUUCCAGCUUAGUGUGAUCUGCAAACUUACCAAGGCUGCACUUAAGAUAUUGAAGAGAACUGUCUCCAGUACUGAGCCCUGGGGAACACCACUUGUAACUGGCUGCCAACUGGAUUUAACUCCAUUCACCACCACUCUUCGGGCCUGGCCAGCAUCCAGUUCUUAACCCAAUAAAGCAUCCUUCCAUCCAAACCAUGAGCAGCCAUUUUCUCCAGGAGGAUGCUAUGGGAAACAGUGUCAGAAGCUUUACUAAAAUCCAGGUAAACUCAUCCACAGCCUUUCCCUCAUCCACUAAACAAGUCAUCUUGUCAUAGAAGAAGAUCAGGUUCGUCAAGGAGGACUCAUGUUGACUGGGCCUGAUCACCUGCUUGCCCUGCAUGUGCAGCAUGAUGGCACUGAGGAUGACCUGCUCUAUGACCUUCCCUGGCACUGAGGUCAGAUGGAAAGCUCUUUAGUUUCCCUGGUCCACCUUCUGGCCCUUCUUGUAGAUGGGCAUCAUGUUUGCCCAUCUCUGGUUGGGUGGGACCUGCUUAGUUAGCCAGGGCUGCUGGUAAAUGAUGGAAAGUGAGUGAGCACCCCUGCCAGCUCCUUUAGUACCCUGGGCUGUAUGCCGUCUGGCCUUGCAGACUUGUGUAUGUAUAAGUGAUGCAGCAGGUCACUAACCAUCUCCUCUUGGGUUAAGGGAGUGUCAUCCUGCUCUCCAUCCCUAUCUUCCAGCUCAGAGGGCUGGGUAUCCAGCAAACAACUGGCCUUACCUUCUUUGCCUCAGUCUUUAGUAGCCUUGAUUACCUCAGCCUUUUCCUCUUCCUUGACUGUGAUGUUUCCCCUUGCUUUCAACAAAAGGCAGAGAUUCUCCUUAGUCCUCCUGUCACUAAUACAUUUGUAGAAGCAUAUCUUGUUCUCUUUAUAGGUGAAGUCAAAUUAAUUUCCAGAUGGGAUUUGGCCUUUCUGAUUUUCUCCUUGCAUAGCCUCGUAACAACCUUGCACAGCAACAUAUCAACAUAGUCCUUUAUGAGUGGCCUGUCCCUUCUUCUACAGACCCUGAGUUGCAAACAAAUCUCUCUGUUCUACCAGGCUGGCCUUUGUCCCUGCUGACUCAUCUUUCAGCACAUGAAAGAUACUUCCUGCCUCUUUUGAGCCUUCCUUCCUGAAGCAUGUCCAGCCUCCCUGGACUCCUUGGCCCUCUAGGGCUGCCUUCCAAGAUACUGUUGACCAGUUUCUGAAGCAGGCCAAAGACUACCUGCUGGAAGUCCCAACUGGCAGCUCUGCUGACCCCCUCUUUACUUCUCCAACAGUGGAGAGCUCUGUUGUGAUUGCUGUGCCCAAAGUGGUCUCCAACCAUUACAUCAUCCACCAGUCCUUUGUUCACAAACAGCAAGUCUAGCAGGGUACCUUCCUGGGAUGUCUUCCUUAUCAGCUGUGCCAGAAAGUUAUACUGUAGGAACCUUUGGGACUGUUCCUUCUCUGCUGUAUUUCCAGCAGACAUCAGGGAAGCUGAAGUCCUCCAUAGGACUUGCUUGUUUAGGUGUGAGGGUGCAAUUCCAGGGAGACUUAAAGUGCUUUGAUACUGGAUUUUCAUUGUCUGGCCUCCCCCUGCUCUCCUAGCUCACAGACUGAAAGAAAUGCUUGGGUUGUAAGGGACCUUAAAAGAUCAUUUUGUUCCAAACCCUCUGCCAUGGUCACUCAAAGCCUGAUCUGGCUUGCCCUUGAACAUUUCCAAGGAGAGGGCAUCCACAACCUCUCUGGGCAAUCUGUUCCACUGUCUCACCACCCUCAUAGUGGUGAAUUUAUUAUUAGUAACUAAUCUAUAUCUAUCCUCUUUCAGUUUGAAACCAUUACCCCUUGUCCUGUCACUACACUCCCUAAUUAAAGAGUCCUCCAUCUUUCUUUGUAGCCCCCCUUAAGUACUGGGAAGUGGCAAUAAAAUCUCCCUGGAACCUUCUCUUCUCCAGGCUGAACAACCUCAACCUUAGGUCUCCUGCCCUGUGGGCCUGUUCUGCUUAAUUUCACACAGCCAAUGACUGAUUUGUGGCUGGUAUGACUCCUUGGGUUGCCUCACCCACCUGGAUGCACACACAGCAUUGCUAGUGCAAGGCAAGGGUGUGGUAGUUUUUAUAUCAAAAAUACAAAAUGCGAAUAUUAAUACUUUAAAAUUAGUUACUGUUUACUAAUGUCAACAAUUCACCAGAUCGUGUGAAUUUCGUUUGGAUUCUCGGCUGACAGCCUGUAUUUACGCAAGGAGGAACUUAGAAACGCAGAAUUAAACAGCCUACAGCAGUCAGAUUUUGGAAAACAGGAAAGCGAGAAGACUAAAAGCUAUCAGUGCAGGCAGGAACCCAGUUAAUGAGCUGCUAAUGGGGGAGAGGCCGCUAGGGGUUCACUGAAGGGACACUGCAGAGGCAGCCGCAGAAUCGCAGGCUUUUUCAAGUCGUUCCCCUAUUAAUCACAUCUUGGAAACUGAAACUUUCCAAGAGACACGAGCAUCAGGAGUUUUGGACAAAGAGUUCGGUGUUGUGCCUCGCACAUACAUUCCCCAAAAGGCAGUAAGGAACGUGUUUGGGCUGCACAAGACACCUGAGGCCAUGGAGCUGGAUUGCUACCCCUUACUGGAGCCAACCCCCGUUGUCUUGUCUGCUCUGCCUGCUCCCUCAACUCAACUCCUGCACCCUACAGUGGCCAAACUAAUCUAAGCUGAGUUUUUUUACCCUACCAUAACAAAGGGAUAGCAGCGUGCAGGAUAGCAGAGCAGGAAUGCAUCAACCCGCCGUUACAGUUGGCUUAUUUGCUGUGUGGUGUGACUCCUUCGUGGCCAUAUGGUUCUUGGUGCUGUGGGAAGCAUGCCAAUGGGUGAGAGUCGAUCAGUGUGCAGAGGAGGAAGAGGACAGAGGUAGCAGCUACUCAGUGGAAUUUCAUUUAAUGUGAGGUUAGUUCAGAUAAUGUGUUGCUGAAGCCCAGACUGAUCUUCUUGUAACCUGGUUAGGGCCUGGGUGCUGGAAUGCUUAUGCUGGCAAAAAUCCUUGUGGUCACUAAUGCUGUAGAAUUUCCCCCAAUAUGUCUGCAGCUGCCACCCAGGCCCCUAAGCUUCCUUCUCUCCCAUAUCUGGGACUAGCUCUUCUUUCAGCUGUCACCAUAACGCUGUUGAACCUUUCUGUGCCUGUUGUUCAUGGUCAGAACACUCAGCCAGUGCUUAGGCACCCUCUUCUUAUCCAUCCAUCCACAUCACCCUUCUGUCUUCAUGAUAAGGCUAUCAGCUGAGGCCUGAGAGGCCAAAGCAGAACACAGAGAAUAGCAGAGCUGCAGCACCAUGAGUGGACAUUUGUGUACAAGCUUGCUGGAAACUAAACAAAACUUACAGUGACAGAGCUGCAAGUACAUUAUCAUCACUGCAGGCAUGCCAUGGACCAUCUUGGCCAAGGCAGACUGGCUACUACACCAAAGAGCUCAGAUUCACGGGGACAAGAUUUGAGAGAGAUGGAAAUGCUCUCACUUUCUUUCACUGACUCUUGUAGUCUUUGCCAGCCUUCACCAGCUGCCCACAAGCUGAUAGUUUGUCUGCCAUUCUCCUGCGUGUGCUGGGCAUGGCAGACUUACUGCUGGUACAAGGCAUCAUGACUUCAGGAGCAGGAGAUGCUGCUAAUUCUAGAGCAGAUACUGCUAUUUGCUGAUUUAAAACCCUAAACAGCAUCCAGAGAAAGGUGCCCACUGGUCCAGACCAAGGUUCCUUGGGAAACCUAACAUGCUGGAGAGCAGGCUCUGCCCUGUGUUACCCCACUGAGGCUGCUGCCUGAGUCUACUUGGUCUCACCUGGAACACACACAGAAUUGUGGAAUCACGGAAUCAUUUAGGUUGGGAAAGACCUUUAAGGUUGUCAAGUCCAACUGUUAAUGUAGCUCAGAGAAGUCCACCACUAGCUCGAGUCCCUAAGCACCACAUCUACAUGUCUUUUUAAAUACCUUUGGGAAGGGUGACUCCAACACUUCCCUAGCCAGCCUCUUUCAUUGCUUUGCAAUCCUUUAGGUCAAGAUUUUUUUUCCUAAUGUACAACCUAAACCUCCUCUGGUGAAACUUGAGGCUAUUUUCUCUUGUCUCUGGUUACUUGGGACAAAAGAUCAAGAACCACCUUGCUACAAGCUCCUUUCAGGCUGUUGUAGAGAGUGAUAAGGUGCUCCCUGAGCUGCCUUUUCUCCAGAGUGAACAACCUCAAUUCCCUCAGCCAGAGCCUUCACAGACUUCAUUGCUUUUCUUGGGACUUAGUGUCCCUGCAGUGAGGGCCCCAAGCAGUUAGUUUCUGGUCUCUGUGUCCCUUGCCUGAGUGUGACAGGGAAUGUGUCAUUGUCAGCGGAGCAGUUUCCAUCCUGUAGUCCACAGAGCUCUGUUCUGGGCUUCUGCAUGUGUUAUGUGUGUCCUCUGUGGCAGGGCUCCUACCCAGCACUCUGUCAUUCUGGGCAGGAAAGGAGCUCCAUUGGGAAGCUUCCUGUGCUCAGGCCAGUGGCAGGAUGGUGUUUCUUACAGUCCUGGCACAGGGUAUGGGUGGAGUUUUAUAUUUGUGCUGCCUGAGAAGUGGUGACUAAAAGCUGCUGUCGCUAUAAAAGGCUGUGACUGAUCUCCCCGCUCUGGUUUAUGUGGCUAGUGCUGUAGAUGGCACUACUGCAGGGAGGUCAGGACUUGGUGUAUCUGCUGCCAUGCCCUUUUCUCCACAAGUUCUCCCUCUGUUCUUUAAUCAACAUUUUGGACUGCUUAUCUAUACCACGGGAUUGUCAUGUACUUGGUCUGUGUGUCUCCCUGUCCUGAAGGGAGGAAGCCUGUGGAGUACUGCCUUCUCCCCUGACCUUGGACUGUGUGACUUGCAGUGAGAUUGCUGGUUAUUUUCUGUUAUUAACCUCUCUGUGCCUCAGUACCCCAUUUUGGGAUUAAAAAAAAAAAAAGGGGGAUGGACCCAGUUCUGGAAAGCAAUUUGGGAGCUCUGCAUGCAGUGUGGUGCUACGCUUUCCUGGGUAUCUCUACAUAUCUGUCUGUUAAUGCUUUUGCUUCCAUUCAGCAGCUGCACCUGGAAGGUGGAGGUGAUGCUUGGGUCUCUGCUACAAAGUAGAGCCUUUCUUUCUUCCCACUUACCCCCAGCCUGCAACAGGCAAGUUGGUAAUGCUUGUACCUGACUGACAGCUUCACCUUCGAGCUCCCACCAUCCUUGUGGCCAGUGCCCCUCGAGCCUCUGCUUGCCAUGCUCGGCUACCGCUGCUGCACCUCACCUGGCCAGGGAGGACUUGCUUCCUUAGUGAUUAAUUAAUGAAUCAUGACUGGGGGGAUGAUUUGCUGACCUUGGGUGCCACGGGGCUCCGGGCGUCCGUGAAACGGUUGUCUACAAAUAAAUCAGUGAGAUCCACA